AAGAAAAGUCGGGGGAACGGUUUUCUUAUAGCUUCUAGAACGCUAAACAGAGGCCUUUUCUUGUUGAAUCUGGCGUUCUGAAAGUCCAGGCUCCGCUGUGGCCGGAGGAGUUGGAAGGGGCGGGGUGGUUCGGGGCGGUAAUUUAAUUACGCGCCCGGGAAUUGGCGGCGAACGGCAGUAACUUUAGCGUUUGAAUGCAUGCUUACAAGAGAGAAAAAGUGUCUUUAGAGGGGUUGGUGGAGUGUGAGGUGAAUGUGCCGUUUUGAAACCAAAGGCCAGAAAGCGCUGCGUCUCGCCCAAGGAGCCUAGCCCGCGGGCCCGGCGGCCGCCUCUGGACUGUCCGGAGACAACAUGGCGGCCCCCGGAGCCCGGAGCUGCAGCCUGUCGGGCCUGCUCCCCGCUCAGACUUCGCUAGAGUACGCCCUGCUCGAUGCCGUCACCCAGGAGGAAAAGGACAGCCUGGUGUAUCAGUACUUGCAGAAGGUGGACGGCUGGGAGCAGGACUUGUCAGUGCCCGAGUUUCCGGAAGAUUUGAAAACCGGCGCCAAGAGUGGAACACGAGGGGCAGAUAGUCCCAGCGCUGCUGUUUGUGAAGCACGUCUUGCUAUGAUUUCAGGAUUAGAAUGGCUGAACACAGAAGGGCCUAUUUCUGUUUACAAGGAUCUAUGUGGAAAAGUGGUUGUCCUUGAUUUCUUCACCUACUGCUGCAUAAACUGUAUUCACCUACUGCCUGAUCUGCAUGCCCUAGAACACACCUACUCUGAUAAAGAUGGUCUUCUGAUUGUUGGUGUUCACUCAGCUAAGUUUCCAAAUGAAAAAGUCCUGGACAACAUCAGGAGUGCUGUUCUUCGGUAUGACAUCACCCACCCCGUGGUCAAUGACGCGGAUGCCAGCCUGUGGCAAGAAUUGGAGGUGUCCUGCUGGCCCACUCUGGUCAUACUUGGACCCCGUGGAAACAUGUUGUUUUCUCUGAUUGGGGAGGGACACAAAGAUAAAUUAUUUCUGUAUACUUCAAUAGCUUUAAAGUACUACAAAGACAGGGGACAGAUCACAGAUAAUAAAGUUGGAAUAAAGCUCUAUAAAGAUACUUUGCCACCUUCACCACUGCUGUUUCCUGGCAAAGUAACAGUAGACCACGUCUCGAAGAGGUUGGUGAUAGCAGACACUGGACAUCACAGAAUUUUGGUCGUCUGGAAGAAUGGACAAAUUCAGUACAGCAUUGGAGGACCCAAUCCUGGAAGAAAAGAUGGAAUAUUUUCAGAGUCAACUUUUAAUUCACCACAGGGCGUAGCCAUAAUGAACAAUAUCAUAUAUGUGGCAGAUACGGAAAACCACCUUAUAAGAAAGAUUGACCUGGAAUCGGAGAUGGUGAGCACCGUAGCUGGCAUUGGGAUUCAAGGUACAGAUAAAGAAGGUGGAGCUGGAGGACAGGAGCAACCCAUUAGUUCCCCGUGGGAUAUAGUUUGGGGAUCAUCAGAUUCAGAGAUCCAAAGAGACGACAUUCUGUGGAUAGCCAUGGCAGGAACUCACCAGAUAUGGGCACUUCUGUUGGACUGUGGCCGACUGCCAAAGAAAAGUGAGUUAAAAAAAGGAACCUGCCUCCGGUUUGCUGGCAGUGGAAACGAGGAGAACCGAAAUAACGCGUAUCCUCACAAGGCGGGCUUCGCCCAGCCGUCGGGCCUCGCCCUGGCCUCGGAGCAGCCCUGGAGCUGCCUGUUCGUGGCCGACAGUGAGAGCAGCACAGUGAGGAUGGUCUCUCUGAUGGACGGAGCUGUGAAGCCCCUCGUAGGAGGAGAAAGGGAUCCCAUGAACCUGUUUGCUUUUGGUGAUGUGGAUGGAGUAGGAAUCAGCGCAAAGCUUCAGCACCCACUUGGAGUAACAUGGGACAAGAAAAGGAAUUUGCUUUAUGUGGCAGACUCUUAUAAUCACAAGAUUAAAGUUGUGGAUCCAAAAACAAAGAACUGUAUAACAUUAGCAGGAACUGGAGAUGCAAGUAACGUCAGUUCCAGUUUUACCGAGUCAUCUUUUAAUGAACCAGGAGGCUUGUGUAUUGGAGAGAAUGGCCAGUUAUUAUAUGUAGCAGACACAAAUAAUCAUCAAAUUAAAGUGAUGGAUUUAGAAACAAAAACAAUUUCUGUGCUCCCAGUCUUCAGAGCUGGAAAUGCUGUGGUAGAUGGCCCAUCCCCAGGAGAAAACCAGAAGACGGUCCCCAAACUGCCCAAGUCGGCCCCCAGCAUCAGACUCGCCCCCGUGGCCACCUCUCCAGGACAGACUCUUCAGUUCAAGCUCAGACUAGACUUCCCGCCAGGAGCAAAGCUGACCGAAGGGGCGCCCAGUUGCUGGUUUCUAACAGCCGAAGACAACGAAUGGCUUCUUCAAGGACAGGUGCCAUCUGGAGAAAUCGAGAGUGUCUCCAACCAGCCAACCAUCUCACUGCAGAUUCCUGGGGACUGCCCGUCACCUGAAGCCGUCGUAUCUGUCCGCGUGUUUCUUUACUACUGCAGCGCGGACGGCAGCGCCUGUAUGAUGAAGGGAGUUUUGUUCAGUCAGCCCCUACAGAUAACCGGUGCGCAGCCAGGCCUCGUGGCUCCGGUAGAGCUCAAGUACGUGUUUUAGCGAGCUAGCUAGCAGCCGGCCUGCACCGCCACCUGUCCUCCGCGCCCCCGUCACUGUAACUCACGGCGAGAAACUUGACUUCUUCUCUGGAUACUGAGAAACCCACUGCUCAGUUCAUGCAACUGACAUUAAAGUACAGCUAUGCUCCUUAUUUAAUUAUUUAUUAUAAACAAAUUCCUUCCUUCUGGCUGGGCACCAGCUAAGUCGCUGACCAUCAUCUGAACUACGAUGUUGCAAUCUAUGCUGCUAUUGCCGCGUGAUUUACAUCCACACUGACAGUAGGGAAUAUUACCCUGAGAUAAUUUUCAGUGGUUACUGAUAACAACAACAAAUAUUUUAACUAACUUUUUCUACCUUUAACAGUGAGCAGCACAUUUGAAUGUGUAGAUUUCACAAUAACUUUAAAGAGAACCCAAGAUUCGGUUUCCAUGUUGGUUAUGAGGACACCUGACAUUCCAGGCGUGAGGUCUUUUCCAAGCGCCCCUGCUUCCCCCAGAAGUCUUUGUCACAGUAGCAGCUCUAAGAGGACCUGGGUGGUAAAUGUGUUCUCUGUUCCCCUCUGCAGUUUUCUCAGUUGAGAUACACUGAAGAGAGAAUUUGUAUCUAUUUUGUUACUUGCUAUUCUAAAUUACCAUCAUUAAUGCCUUAUAACUCUACACAGAAAAGUUUCUAAGGACAUAUAGACUCACUCCUUAACUGUUUUUGGAACAAACAGCCUUACCAGGUAAUGAAGGAGUCCUCGUAAAUAGGACUCCCAAGGACCAAGGAGCUUAGGGACACGUUCCUGUGAUAAACUGUGAUGAUAACUGUGGCAGCUGAAUCUGAUGUCAGGGGGUAUGUAUGUUUCAGAAAUUUACAUUUCACUUGUAAGCAUUAAAUGCAGUUUGUUGGAUUUUGGUAUUUUUGAUUCCCAUAAUCAGAAUUUAAGUUAUGACCAUUUAUUGUAAUGUGUUUUUUUAAACACUUUUAUACCUUUCAAUUGAAAAUUUCAAUGUGUUGCACUUUCAUGCUAUUGCUAUGUAUAGUGUAUCCUAAUAUGUUAUUCUUUAAAAUAUUAAGGCUGAAAUAUACAGGGAUUUGAUAACAUUGGGGUUUUUUUAGCCCCAAAUAUAUUGAAAGUUUUUCAUAAUUUCCCUAUAUAACUAUUUAAAACUAGGCUAUUUGAAAAGCCUAGUCUUGUUUUUACUAAAACUGAUUCAACAUGUUUGUGAUUUAAUCAGCUUACGAGGUUUAAAAAAAAAUCAGGUGAACCAUAUUCAAUAAAUAUAGAUAAUAUGGCAUGUGCCUUCCCCCCUUCAAAAACGAAGUUUGAAGUAUAAUCUUUUAAGCGGUGUCAUCUGCCUAUUUUCUUCCAUGUUUUGAAGUACAGUUUUGUACAUACUGUCUCUCAUUCAGGUUAGCUAAAUCUCUGAAGCACGGAAAUGCGCAGGUCCCGUCCUUUGACUAAAUUGUAACCUGCUAAAGCUAUUGAAAGAGGUGUAAAUGUAGAGAAUUCUGUUUGAAAUUAUAUGUAAUUACCUCAUAAGCCUUUUCUCUCCCAAAAAAGUUUUGUAGGAAAAAUACUUGUAAUGUUAGUAUUCUCUUUUAUGGAGAAUAGGACACAGUCACUUUUCUAAUAUCAUUUUAUUAUACUUCUCAUUUCCAGUUGGUCAGGAUGAGAAUGUUUUGGCUUUAUCUUUUCCUAUUUAAGGACAUAAACAGUUUCACUCUCUAAAGGAGUUUAUAAAAUUUAAACUUGCUAAUUCAGAUAUAUCUGAUAAUUAAUUUUUCAAUAUUGUACAUAUAGACACGUGAGCAUUUUUAAAAAUCCAAAAAUAUUUCUUAGAAUCUAUUAAUGUUUCCUUUAUCUGGACCAGGGGUGUCAAACUCAUUUUCACCGGGGGCUACCAUCGGCCUCACGGUUGCCUUCAAAGGGCUGAAUACAACUUUAGGACUGUAUAAAUGUAACUCCUCCUUAACAGUUAAGCGAGAGCUCGGCACUGCUGCCGGGUGGAAACAAGGUGGAGGCCGCGUUCGGCCCGAGGGCCUUGUGCUUGCCACCUGUGUUCUAGACGGUGUUUCACAUUACGAACCGUUCUUACUCUUACCCAUCCACCAGUCUGCAUUGUUUUUAUAGUCAAAGUAUUAUUUAUGUAAUUAGUAUAACUUUGUAAAUUAUACUAAAGCAAUAUAAAUAGCUUCCUGGAACUCAUGACUAACAUCUGUUACAUAAGAGGAAGUACAAGGAAGAUUACUUUUAAAAAUUUCUUGAUCCUGUCUGCCUUCUGUUUUCCAUAGGAACGUCUGUAUUUUUAACUUUCGCUAUUUUUUGUGCAUAAAUGAUGUUACCCAAUAAUAGUGCAAGUCAUCUAAUCAAAGUGUCAGGAGUGUGGCAUUACAAACACUUUAUGUAGUACUUAGAAUCCUUGCCCUAAAUUAUUUUACUGGUUUGUCACUAUUUUUUCUACCAGUCUCUGUGAUACCAUUUCACAUUUUUUCUUUCUGCAUUUAUGCUCUGGAUUGAGAUGAUCCCUGAAAAAAUUUUUCCUUAUCUCAAAUAUACUGUCUCAAGCAAAUACUUAACAACUGUGCACAAGGGAAUACUUUACAAUUUAAUCACCCAUAAGUGUAAUUUUGGCAAAGUUCAGUGACUAAAAAAAAACAAUUUUCUCCUUAAUGGUUCUAAUAUAUUUGUUAUCAGGCCUGUAGAAAGCUAUACAUCUUACAGCUAAAAGGGGGAUUUAAUAUGUAUGGGUGAGUGUGUGUAUGUGUAUGUACAUACACAGAACAAAGAUCAACUCAGGAAUUUCUCACCCAAGUUUCUCUUAUGGCCAAUAAGUUUUUUUGCGCUAACACCACUGAAAUAGUUACUCUCUGCUUGUUUCUCUAUAGUUAAAAAAUUUGGGAAGAUGUUGAUAAUACUGUCUCUAAUAUUUUUCUGCUUGUACAGAAUUUGCUAUUGGUUUAUAUCUACUGUUUACAGCAAGGACAGUCUGGCCAUUGUAGUUGGUGUCAUUUUUAAGGGCAGACAUCAGAAACCAGCUCAGCUCCAUAGUUCGCAGCUGCAUUAAAAUCUAGAAGGGUUGUGUCAGCUGUGCUUCUCCUGAACGGUGGAACGAUGAAUAUUUUUAUUUUAAUUCUACUUUUUUUUUUUCAGUGAGCAAUGUGUUAUUUUUGAAAAACCAACAGGAAAUUUUUUUAACAAGUUUAAAUGAACUGAAUAGUAAGCACUUAUUAUAUAAUAGCUUUUCUAAAGUCACUUUUAUUACCAAAGAUCAAAACAUAGUUUAGAGCUCUUAGAUCUACCAGUUUUAAGGGUGUGCUUUGGUGAAGACAGAAAUGUUUAUAGCUGCUACUGCUUCUGGUGUUUUUAUUGUGUAUGUAAUGGAAUGUAGCGGUUAAGGGUGGGACUUUGCCAUCAUUUGGAUUCUAACCGUAUAAAAUGGGGCUACUGCCCCUACCUCAUGGGGCUGCUGUAAGGAUGCAAUGAAAUAGUGUUUGCGAAGCAUUUAGCAAUUAACGAAAAUGCUAAUUAUUGGCAUAGUUGAUAAUAACUUAUGACCAUAACCACAUGCCUCGACAUCUCUGCAACCACAGUUUCUAAAGGAAACUUUCUCUCAGCUAUCUGAUACGUUAAUAUUCUUCACAGAGUUGGGAUUCGAGAGAAGAAAUACAGUUUUAUAAAGCAUAUAAUAAAGCAUAUUACUAUUUUAUGAGUGACAUAUAGUUAUAAAGAAGUGUACUCGCAGUUUUAGUUUUAAACAAUUUUGCAGACCUUCUUGGAGUAAUAAACUUCCUUUGAGAGGAUCUAGACUACUCACCCCAAACCGCAUUCUUGUAACAUACUCUGAUGGUGCUUUACGAAAGCUUCAAAGUACUUUUAUGCAUUUUGCCUCAUUUGAGCUUCGGCAUAACUCGAUGAAUUAGACAAGUAGAUGCUACGUCCAUUUUGCAGAACAGGAAACAGCUUCGGCAUGUCGCUGACUUGCCAGGAUCGGAGCUCCCAGGGUAAUCACGCCUGAUGCUGGGGCAGCGUCUGGCACGGGCGGUUGUUCGGUCAGUGCUGCUGAAUGACUGGAGGGCAGUGAGCGAUGGAUCAUGUCUCUGAACAUAGGUCUCCUAUGGCCUUGUCCUUCUCCUAGAAGUAGAGUGGAAACAAACAAACCAAGAGGACUUACUUCCUUUUGUGAAUGCUUUCUUAAGCCUUUCCAGUAUUUAAAUAAAGCAAUAAGGAUAAUAGCUAAGUUCACUGGAUACUUCCUACGUGCUUUAUAGGUAUUCACUCCUUUAACUUUCACAACCACCCUAGGAGGGAGGCACUGUUUUUCCUUAUUUCUCUGAUGAGGAAACAGCAGUGAGUUGGAAGCAGUUACAGAAGCAUCUAGAUCCCACAUUGGGGAAGAGGCUGAGCCUGCUGGGUCUGCUCAUCCGCCCUGCUGUUCUGCCUCUCAAAGCAGUUUCCUAAAGACUAGCCCUUCUGUAGUUACGUAUACUAAGUAAACAGUCUGAAGAACUCAGAAAGUCCUAGUGAUAACUGAUUUGGAAAUUUAAAUCCAUUUAAUUAUAUUAGCUUUUUGGACUUUUCAUUCUAUACUCUUAUCUGUCAGGGUUUGGAACAGUCUGUAUAAUUGUUGUUUCCCAGAAGAUUUUCUGUACCAUUCUUUUCUUAAAUUCAGAUGUUACCCAAAAUUUUUCUUGGCAGAUGGAUGUAUUAAUGAAUUAAAUAGCUUUUUAGUAUUAGUUCCAAACAAUGCUGUUUUAAUUGGUCUUCAACAGGCAGUCAUAGAUAGACCUUAUCAUAAAGUUUAACUGUGUUCUCAGCACUGAACCGACUCAAACCCCCAGAACUCCUCUCUAUGUAAGAAAAUUUGUUUUAAUAAGGCAAGGGAGCUCUAGAAACAUAGUAUUUGGCCAGUCCAGCAGUGACGCAAAUGCAGGGUCCGACAGAAGUAGCGCCUGUGUGAGUGUGGUCAGGAGGGUAAUGACAUGGGUGUCCUAAUUCAGUUUUAAUUUGAACAUUUUUACCUAAAACGUCCUGUGGUGUGCUUGAGUGUGAUAUUAUGUUACAGAAUUCCAUGCUUCAGAUUGCGUAAUAAAAGAUUCUGUAAUAAAAAGGGGCAUUAUUUGUGCCAGACCCUGCAUAUGCAAUGCUAUUAUAGUAAAAUUUCCCCAGGUCAACCUGUUAUUCCAGCUUCAGCUACUCUUAGAAGGAGGGAAGCCAGACACUGUAUGCCCCUGGAUUGUGAAUACCUUUUCGUUGUUAGUUUUGUAAUUUAAAUUAAAUAAUAUUAAAAUUUGUUAAUUUUGUUUUAAAAUCUCAUUUCUGAAAUGCGUAAGGAGUUGCACAUCAACUGAAAGGGUAAUGAUAAUGUAUUUAGAAGUAAAACUCACAUAACAUCAAUUAUUUAAAUAAAGAAUUCACAUUCACCAUAAGUCACUCUUUUGUCCUGAAUAACUAAAAGUUUGCAUUUUCAAAUUUCCUUGCAAUAGGAUAAUAUGAACAAUGGUGUUAAAAGUUAGAAAGGCUCUGCUAAUCUGCCUGCGUGUGCUCCCAUCUGCCAGGCCUGGCCCCUUCCCACACGGGACUGCAGGGGAAGCUGGCGCUGUUGGCUUUUUGCGGGUCUGGCCGGAGGCUGCCCUUGGCAACCCCUCUGACUGCAAGCUUAGAGUUGGAGAGUGAAAACCCUAGACACUUGCUGUGGAAUGUUUGCUGGUUAAAGUUAUUCAUUGCUUGGCGUGUCUCUCUUUGCUGGUAUGUGGCUCUCAAGUGUACGACCAAAGGAUGUUUCAUUCUGUUGAAACCUCCACAACCAAAAAAAAAAAGGAAUUGUUUUUCCAAAUAUGCUUCCCAGCCUGUGCCAGCGACCACACACUGAAGCCAGGCACAAGUGGGUACACAAAACCGUGGACGCAUAGCGUUUUAUAGCGGGCAGGGUGUGGCGGGAGCUCCUUCCUCUAAGCAGCGACUUACAGACUGGGUGUUUCUCAGGAAUAAACAGCUAAGCAAAAUUGUCAAGAUUUUUUUUAAUGUGGAAAACUUGAAACGGGGCAAAUAGAAGAUAAUACCUUUUGCUCUUAAUACAUUUCAUUCCAUAUUUACAUUUGAAAUGAAGAUAAAGCUUUGUAAUACUGGGAAGUAGAGAAAAAAUGAGCUCUCUGAUUUAAGUACGCCUGGGUCAAACAGCCUCCCGAUUCUUACUCUCACGGGGUAUGCUCGGGAAAAUGCUGAGGUGCGCAGGAUGAAGCAUCAGUUGAUAAGUUAUGGUACUGGAGAGUAAAAAUAGAACGCUCUUUCCUGAAAAUGUAGGACUCGGCCACAGAACUAUCUGCUGUUUUUAGAGUUUGUAGUCAUUAUUUUUAGACCCACCAGAAACGUGUUCAUUCUGUGAGCGUUGCAUACAGUGUUCAUUGUGGUGUUCGUUACCGUUAUUGGCACUGCUCAUGAGUGUGUGUGCACAUGUGUGGAGCUGAAGUGUUUUGUUCACGCGUGCCUCUGAUGUUUGUCAUCCACAUUUACCUGCAAAAAUGUAUGCCACCGCUGCCUCUCCACGCCGCAGGCUUUCUCUCCAAAAACAGCAGUGGCGCUCGUAGAGGUUUGCCUGAGGAAGUCUGGUUGCUCACGUGCCAGACACAGCAGGAUGACUUUGUUGGGGUACACUUUUUGCUAGAAUUCCUAGUACCAGUUUGCAAAAGAGCAAAGUACCUUAUGUGACUUUGAAAUUAAUUUCUGUUUUGAGGUAUUCCUUCCUAAUUUUAUUUUAGGUAGGUUAAUAUUAAAAAGUUUAAAUGCUCACUGUUAGGACCCAUUGAGAGCUGGUUUAGAAAUUAGUUGUCUGUCAUUAUUUUACAUGUGGAUUAUGGACAGUUUUUUGUGUGGCACAUGUAUAUAUAAUUUCAAAUUGUAACAGUUCAUAAAUUUGUCAGAUUUUAAAGACAAACUCUUGUGUUGAUAAAGUUGCGGUUUUACUUCUGAGACUAGAGUUGGUCUGCUGUGCUGACUGCAUGCCUGUCAUUCCAAAGGUUUGAUUGUGUUUUUCUCCAAAUAUGAAAGAAAUGCAAUGAAAAUCUAAUUUACAAGGAUAUAUAUUGAUGUUUCUAGACAUGGUCUAGCUCUAAAAAAAAAUUGAUUUGAUUUGCAUUUUUAAGUGUUUCCUGUAGACAGAUUAAUAUAUUUUUAUACAACAUUGUACUUCUGCAUUUAUUUCUGGACUAUUUGCAGUGACUUUCUCAAUGGUGUGUUAACAGAAGACUGUUUGGGAUGCGUGUGCAGUGGCCUUCAUGCCGAAUCAAAGGAAGUUAAGACGUGGGGUGCCAGGUAGCAAGAACGCGCUCAUGCUGUACACUGAAACCUACUAACUCUUUUCUAAAGCUUUGUACACUUUUUCAUGAAACAUUAAAUAUUUUCUCUCUAAA
Messenger RNA from Artibeus jamaicensis (Jamaican fruit-eating bat), 10008 nucleotides. RefSeq names its product NHL repeat containing 2 (gene NHLRC2). Bases 352 to 2616 code for a protein of 754 amino acids. Gene Ontology annotation, molecular function: protein binding. The transcript has 12 exons. The record is from RefSeq and is a predicted model, not a curated record. NCBI's taxonomy places the organism in Eukaryota, Metazoa, Chordata, Mammalia, Chiroptera, Phyllostomidae.